GCUGCGUCGUCUCAGCUCGCUCGCGGCCGCCUAGUAGGUGGGUAGGCAACCCACCCAGCAGCACUCCUCAGGGGUGGGUGGGGUGGUCUCCGGCGAGGCCCCCCUGACGUCGCUGCCCGCUGCCCCCGUGUCUGGUAUCUUACGUACGCGGGAAGGGCAGCAGUAGACAGCAGAUAGCGAGUGGCUCUGGGUACACAGCUCGCUGGGGCCGGGGGAGCGUCUCAGUCUUCGCCGGAGCUGGAGCCGGGCUGGACAUCAUGGCGUACUUCAGAAGCCUGUUCGGGCUCUUCCUCGUGGUGCGGGCGGUAAGUCGGCCCGUAGCUGUUACUACUCAGUCGCGAAGCUCUACUCACUGUGUGUGCUCCGCCAGGGCUUCCACAUGCUGGUCGCUGGCUACGCCGUCAUGGACCUCAACGACCUGCACAGCGCCACGUCGGGCACCUUCAAGCAGAUCGCCCUCAAGCUCACGCACAUCAGCGACGUGGUCAAGGGUGGGUCGGGGUCGUGCUCGGGCGACCGAGAGCUCGCCGUCGUUCAUAACGCCCUCAUCUCACCGGUGCAUCAUGUGUAUUUCAGAGAUGGAACUCCCCCUCCUGUUCUACGUGAUCUGCGGCGUGAUCCUCCUGAUCCUGGCCAUCCUGUACCCAUGGAAGGACGUUAAACGUUCGCGCCUGUCCGUGUACGCGAUCCUCCACCUGCUCUACGCCCUGAUGGUGGUGUACGUAGUAUACGUGCGGACCAUCGUGGACCUCUCCUACGUCCGGGACAUCUACCAGGUCAUGUGCAUCCCAUGGCUGUUCCCUGCUAGUCUUGUGCUUGACGUGCUAACGUUCAUCGCGGCCUGCGUCCCGAACAACAAGAGCCGCACGCUGGACGAGACAAACUCCAACGUCUUCCCCAUGUACCGGACGAGCGCAGCGCAGGCAAACACGGCCCUGCCCAUCAGCUUGAUUCGUGAAGCUGCCUAGAGUCCACGUGGCGUCGGACGGAGCGGAAGGGCCUAGGUUCAGUCACCUCGGCCCGUGAGUGGCGGUAUCACGCUCACCUUCCCUCGACCUAACGAGGGUGGGACUUCCCUAUCGUGCCACUGCUGCACGAGGCUCGCUGUCAUUCCUUCAGUGUACACAUGCACUGAUUACAGCCUACAUCCGUUUUCGUUUCCGAUAUUUUCGUUAGAGGAUUUCUUUUUAAAUCGUUUCUCUUGAAUGAUUUAAAAAUUUAAUACACACCUACUAUUAACUA
This is a messenger RNA of Frankliniella occidentalis (western flower thrips), 1242 nucleotides long. RefSeq lists its product as uncharacterized. The transcript has 4 exons. The coding region runs from base 258 to 968 and encodes 236 amino acids. The record is from RefSeq and is a predicted model, not a curated record. Lineage: Eukaryota; Metazoa; Arthropoda; Insecta; Thysanoptera; Thripidae.